GGGAACAGAUAGGAGAAGACUCACACAAAAUACCAUGGAUUUCCUGCAACUUACUUCCACUUCCAUAGCAAUUUCAACCUAUUUAUCAUCCUUCCCUUUAUACAUGCUCAUUGCAGUGGCUACAAUAAUCGUAAUCGGAAUCCGACUCCUUAGUUGCAAUCCUAAGAACUGGAAGAAUUCCCCACCAGGACCUUCUGGAUGGCCAAUACUUGGGAGCCUUCCUCAACUCCUCAACAAACGCCUUCAUGAGGAGUUCCUUGAUCUGUCCAAAAUUCAUGGCCCACUCUUUAGCCUGAAAUUAGGUUUAAAGCCAGCCAUCGUGAUAUCGUCACCGGAAAUGGUGUCUAAAACCCUAAGGCAGCAUGAGGCUGUUUUCUCCAGUCGUACAGUCACGGAGGCCAUCCGUGUCAUUACGUAUGAUACCGCAUCCAUUGUAUAUGCUGCCAUGGCUAGUCCACGGUGGAGAGUAAUUAGAAAAAUCUUGACGGAAGAGCUCUUCUCUCGGAAGGCCUUUGAGGAUUUUGAACCAGUUCGCAAGCAACAGGUUCAUGGCGGGUUGCUCAAGCAUCUCUACUCAACUUCAUUGUCAAAGAAUUCAGUGAACAUUGCAGAGGUGGCCUUCGUGGCCUCGGGCAACAUUGUGAGUAACACAGUAUGCAGUAAGAGCCUUUUUGAUAGCACAAAAAAGCAAGGGAGGGAGCUAAAGCAUACAUUCUGGGAGUUAAUGCAAAUUCUUGGCUCAGUAAACGUUACUGAUCUCCUCCCAAUAUUCAAGCCGUUUGAUCCUCAAGGCCUGAAACGGAGAAUAUUAAAGAUCUUUUGGAGAAUGGAUGCCUUUUAUGAAAAUAUUAUCAAGGAGAGGCUCGAAGAACGGGAGACGGGAAACAAUAUUGGGAAGCACAAAUUGGACUUGUUAGAUGUGUUAUUGGAUUAUAGAAGUGACAAAGAAGACGAAUUAAAAAGGUUAUCCAGAAAUAACAUCAAGGCCAUGCUUGCAGAAAUGUUCAUCGCAGGCACAGAGACCACCUCAAGCACUGUGGAAUGGGGUAUGACAGAGAUCUUAAGAAACCCUAAUGUAUACAAGAAAGUUCUUAUGGAGUUGGACCAAGUGGUUGGGAAUGAUCGGUUUGUCGAAGAGAGAGACAUCUCCAAUCUACCUUACCUCCAAGCAGCAGUGAAAGAAGUUUUCCGACUCCACCCAGCCGUCCCCCUGAUCGUUCCUCGUAGAACAAAUGAGGCGUGUGAGGUUUCCGGUUAUCACAUUCCAAAGGACUGUAUUGUGUUCGUGAAUGUUUGGGGGAUGGCAAGGGAUCACACUAUCUGGGAAGAACCAUGCGAGUUUAAACCAGAAAGGUUUAUUGGGUCAAGCGUCGAUGUCAAGGGACAAGAUUUUAACCUAAUGCCAUUCGGGACUGGGAAAAGAAUUUGUGUCGGAAUGCCGCUUGGUCAACGCAUGGUCCACUUUUACUUGGCAGCAUUGCUUCAUGCUUUUGAGUGGGAAUGUUCUUUGGAGAUAUUGGACAGCUUAGAAGAGAAAGUGGGGCUUACGAUUGAGAAAGGAAAGAGCCUUGUUGGCAUUCCUAAACCUAGAUUGUCACCCUCUGUUUACCUGCAGUGAUUUUUCUGAAUAUUGUAAUAUUUCUUUUCGGGCUAGAUCCGUACCUCGCAUAGCUCUUUAGGGUCUUUCUUGUCGAGCAAAGUUUGUUGCUUAGUGUGCUGCAAUGUGAGUUUGCUAUUAGUUUGAAUGGUGCCUUUAUGGGGCCUUUGUUAGGCCUUGAGGCUCACAAUAAAAAAUAAUAUAGAUCUGAGCAUGCCAAUGUUACCUUUGUAUAAUAGAUUGUUCUUUUUUUUUUCUUUUGAUUUUUUAACUGGGUUGAUUAUUUGCGCCACAA
Malus domestica (apple) is the source of this 1892-nucleotide messenger RNA. RefSeq names its product 7-ethoxycoumarin O-deethylase-like. NCBI's taxonomy places the organism in Eukaryota, Viridiplantae, Streptophyta, Magnoliopsida, Rosales, Rosaceae. Gene Ontology annotation, molecular function: iron ion binding; heme binding; monooxygenase activity. The record is from RefSeq and is a predicted model, not a curated record.